GCCGGAGCCGGACUACAGAGUUUACAGCUACAGUCUAUACAACUCUAGAGUCUAGGGUUCCAUAAGGUUCCAUGAACCAUGAGUAUGACUUUGAGUCUGAGUCUACGUGAACGUGAACUACGUCUUUACGAUAGACUUUCACACCCAUUGCAAAACAUGGCAACGUGCAAUAUCCGUCACCGUUGUUUGUUUUCGUAUUAAAGGUGGAAGGCAACAACUUUAUGUCUGCUUGCGUUAAAUGUUUUCACAAAAUUGGCAGUCCGUUUUAUUACGUUCAAUCCCUUAUUUAUUUUCUUUGGCAUUUCAAUAACCUAACAAACAAUUUUUUAGAUUUAGUAGUUAAAACGUACUUCACAAAUGUCUUGGCCAAACAGCUUAAAGACAGUAUUUGUGAUUGAUCACGGCCCGGUCAUGGCACGUCCUUCUGAUUUACCCAUUGAAUUAGAUGUUUUCAACAAACCAAGAGGUCAUGGGCCAGGAGCAUUCAUACCUGUCACACCUGUGUGCAAAUCUCUAUGGACAUGCGCAGCAGAAGCAUCAUUCGAGUAUUGCAGAAUUGUAUGGGAUAUUUACCCUACAGGUAGACUUAUCAGAUUCAUGAUCUGUGAUACAAAAGUGAAUCCAGUUGGAUCAUGGGGAACAAACCAACAAAAUCUCACCAGUAUUACCUAUCACUUUGCUCAACUUGGUGUCCCUGUGUCUGAUUCUAGACUUGGAGAUUCUUCAAUUAUGCAUGGCCUUACGGCAGCUCUUGAAUCACUAACUGAAUGUUCCGAUGCCCAGCUAGAAAAAUUAAAAUCACCUGGGAAUAAAUCAAAGGUUCAUAACAGGGGACGGGUCAUUUGCAUUAGCUCUUUCAGAGAAGAUGGGUAUGUUAGAAGUUUAGAGUCCUUCUUUCAAGAAACCAUUGUUCAGAUUAACCAGAGAAAUUUUCCUCCAACACACAUGCCAAUUCAUCACUGUGAUUUUGUGGUAGUGAAUAUUUACCCAAAUCCUCCUACACUAACUCUCAAAGAGCACCCGCGUCUAGAAUUAUCUCCCCUUUUAAGCUGCGAGCUUAUUUCAGUGUGUGCAAGCCGAUGGCUUGCAAGUCGCCUUGUGAGUCUCGUGCUCCAGCACUAUGAAUUGGCGUCAACCACUGUCACUGGCAUUCCAAUGAAAGAGGAGCAAAAUGCCUCGUCUUCAGCUAAUUAUGACGUCGAGAUCUUUCAUCCGGUAGCAGCACAUGCUGAUAUUUUAAAAUUAAAGAAUGAAAGUGCACUUUUCCUUAUGAAAGAGGGUUACGGUUACAAAACCGUCACUCUUAAAUGGUGCACGCCACGAGCAACAUCCAACAGUGUCGAAAUGUGGCCGUGCAGCUCAGCCUAUCGCAUAUCUCCUGUCGAUGUUACCAGCCGCCCAUCUUCUUGUCUGACCAAUUUUCUACUUGGGGGACGAUCUGUCAUGUUAGAGUUACCGAGAAGUGGCACUGGUGGACGGACAACAUCGCAUAUGCUCGCGGCCCAUGGAGGGGAAAUAUUUCUGCAUUCUUUGCUAAUCGGUCGAAGCGUAAUAGAAGACCCUCCUAGCAUUAGCGAAGGCUCUGGGGGAAGGGUGACAGAUUAUAGAAUCCCUGAUUUUGGGGAGUUGAUGAAAGAAAACAAAUUGGUACCUUAUCUUCUUUCGGAACCUUUUGGACCUACACUACCCAUAGAACGAGCAUCAAAUCGGAUGGAACGUUGGACUCAGUAUUGGCCAAUGACCAUCAGCUCUACGAUCGUAUUUAAUAUGGGUGUCCAUAUGGAAACUUUAACAAAAAUUAUAGUCAACGAAGAACUUACAGACGACCAGGUCAUCGAGUGCAAAAAGGUUAUAUAUAAUCUGUUGGCUCUGGAAUCAAGGAACGAGCCAUUGCCUCCUACGUGCUCGGGUCAUCGCGAUCGAGGUGCUAAAGGCAAUCGCAGGGAGGAGCAAUAUCGCAUACUUUUCAAGGAAUGCGAGAUCAUGCUUCGGCAUCACUGUAGAAGUGAACAGCACCGCCGUGUAUUGGCUUGCUUACUGGAAUGUAGAAGCAAAGGAACCGCACCUAAUCCUUUGCUUGUCCCUUCAUCAACGAAAGAAUCCGCCCAAGAAACAAAUUCUGCAAGGUCGUCCAUUCCAGACACACCUCUUUCGCCUGUAGCUAUGCCAGCAGCUAAAGCCCCACGACUAGACGUGAGGUCAUCUAUAGCAGGUAAGAGUUUGUUGGAAGUAUGGAAUUCCAGUGUAUCGGCGGAGGUCUCAAAAAAACAACGGGAGUUUGUUGGCCGUAUCAAAGCUGGUGGACAAGGACCAGUAAAGCUUUAUGGUCAUCUUGAUAAAGAACAUGAAACAUGAGACUAGACAUGUAGAAAAUUGGUUUUAAGAUGUCCUACCCAUAUAUACUUGCAGUAAAACUAUUAAAGUACAAUAGGGUAUAUAUCAGUAUUUGUUGUGACUGGCUGAAGUGGUCUGUGCCAAUACUUUGCUGUUUCUUGAUUAAAAUUGUGUCCAGAAAACUCA
Molecule: messenger RNA, 2520 nt
Organism: Daphnia magna
Lineage: Eukaryota; Metazoa; Arthropoda; Branchiopoda; Diplostraca; Daphniidae
Gene: asun
Product: integrator complex subunit 13
Exons: 12
Coding region: 358-2355 (665 amino acids)
Biological process (GO): centrosome localization; regulation of mitotic cell cycle
Cellular component (GO): integrator complex
Source: RefSeq, a predicted model, not a curated record